AUGGCCGUGGCUGCCUGCGGCACCAAGGCCAUGUCCCUGUUCAAGCGGACCUUUGUGCUGAGUCCUGCCGCGGCGCCCCGGGGCACAGGCACGGGCGCCGGCUCCCCGCCGCGCGGCUGCCCCUUGUCUCCCGCCGCCUGGCCCUCCAAGGACUGGCCGCGGGGGGAGGGCGUCUGCGGCCGGCUGCGCACCCCGCCGUCAGCCUGCCGCUGGCCCCAGUCCCACUCCUGCUCCUCCGCAUCUCCCACCUCAGUGUGUCUUCUCUGUCCCCAGGACUCAAUGAGCAGCAGCUUGAAAACUUGCUACAAGUAUCUCAAUCAGACCAGUCGCAGUUUUUCAGCUGUCAUCCAGGGGCUGGAUGGGGAAAUGCGCCAUGCGGUAUGCAUAUUUUAUCUGGUCCUCCGAGCCCUGGACACUCUGGAAGAUGACAUGACCAUCAGUAUAGAAAAAAAGGUUCCACUGCUACACAACUUUCACUCUUACCUUUAUGAACCAGACUGGCGGUAUAUGGAGAGCAAGGAGAAGGAUCGACAAGUGCUAGAGGACUUCCCAACGAUCUCCCUCGAGUUUAGAAAUUUGGCUGAGAAGUAUCAAACAGUGAUUGUUGACAUUUGCCAGAAAAUGGGAUUUGGGAUGGCGGAGUUUUUGGAUAAACAAGUAACCUCUGAACAGGAGUGGGACAAGUACUGUCACUGUGUCGCCGGGCUGGUGGGAAUUGGCCUUUCCCGUCUGUUCUCACUCUCAGAGUUAGAAGACCCCUUAGUUGGUGAAGACACAGAACGUGCCAAUUCUAUGGGCCUGUUUCUGCAGAAAACAAACAUCAUUCGUGAUUAUCUGGAAGACCAUCGAGAAGGCAGAGAGUUUUGGCCUCAAGAGGUUUGGGGCAAGUAUGUUAAGAAGUUGGGCGAUUUUGCUAAGCCACAGAACAUUGAUUCAGCUGUGCUGUGCCUGAACGAACUUAUAACCAACGCACUUCACCACAUCCCAGAUGUCAUCACUUAUCUUUCAAGACUUAGAAACCAAAGUGUGUUUAACUUCUCCGCUAUUCCACAGGUGAUGGCCAUUGCCACUCUGGCUGCCUGUUACAACAAUCAGCAGGUGUUCAAAGGCGUAGUGAAGAUCCGAAAAGGGCAGGCGGUAACUCUGAUGAUGGACGCCACCAAUAUGCCAGUGGUCAAGGCUAUAAUCUACCAGUACAUAGAAGAGAUUUAUCAUAGAAUCCCCAGCUCAGACCCAUCUUCUGGUAAAACCAGGCAGAUCAUCUCCACCAUCAGGACCCAGAAUCUUCCUAAUUGUCAGCUGAUCUCCCGAAGUCACUACUCCCCUCUUUACCUGUCAUUUGUCAUGCUGUUGGCUGCCCUGAGCUGGCAGUACCUGAGCACACUGUCCCAGGUCACAGAAGACUAUGUGCAGACUGGAGAACACUGAUUGGGUCUUAGUCUGGAAGCUCAAGUUCACCAUGAAAUGGAUUGGCCUUUUCUUCAAGAAAAAGGAUAUUGGGGCGCCUGGGUGGCUCAGUGGGUUA
Enhydra lutris kenyoni (northern sea otter) is the source of this 1525-nucleotide messenger RNA. RefSeq names its product farnesyl-diphosphate farnesyltransferase 1. Lineage: Eukaryota; Metazoa; Chordata; Mammalia; Carnivora; Mustelidae. Gene Ontology annotation, molecular function: squalene synthase [NAD(P)H] activity. The transcript is spliced from 7 exons. Gene Ontology annotation, cellular component: endoplasmic reticulum membrane. Gene Ontology annotation, biological process: cholesterol biosynthetic process; farnesyl diphosphate metabolic process. The record is from RefSeq and is a predicted model, not a curated record. Bases 1 to 1428 code for a protein of 475 amino acids.